Molecule: messenger RNA, 3352 nt
Organism: Chelonus insularis
Lineage: Eukaryota; Metazoa; Arthropoda; Insecta; Hymenoptera; Braconidae
Product: DC-STAMP domain-containing protein 2-like
Exons: 14
Cellular component (GO): membrane
Source: RefSeq, a predicted model, not a curated record
GGUUUCAAGUGAAAUAUCAUAGUUACUUUAAGAAAUGGCAUUUUUCCAAUUAGUGCUAAAAGCUCGGAAAUUAGAAAAAGCAAGGAAAUUAUAUUACGAUGAAAAAUUACAGUCUAUUGAAAUAUCCAAAGGGAAAAAAGUCCACUAUAACCUAUUUCAACGAAUUCGUAUUCAGAAAAUAAAGUGUAGAUUGAAAAUAAGAAGAUGGUUCAAAAGACUGAUAUUGUCUGUGCCUAAAGGAUCAUGGAUUUAUAAGACAGCUACUUUAUUAAAAACAGAUGGAACUUUUGAAAAUUUUAUUUUUAAAAGUAUGAUUGGUUUCUUGGGUGGUGUUUUUUUAACCUACAUGUUUUUCACAUUUUUUAUGGUCCAGUUGAACUUCACUUUAUACUCAGCAACUUUCUUAUGCUCAAUAUUUGGAGUGAUAUUGACAUUAGGACUUGCAUAUUCAUAUCGAGUCCGGUGUAUUGUUUUUUUACUUCUUCCACAAUUUUUUUCUAAACGAGGACGUCAAGCUAUGAUCGCAUACGCUUUCAUUCUCACUUUAACUGGUCCUGCAAGAAAUACUCUAUACAAUGUAGGAGUGUUAUCGGAGUCUCUGACUUGUGGACAAGAACAAUUAAAAGAAGCUAUACGAGCCUUAAUAGAUCUAAUCAAGCAGCCCUUUUAUGCUCUACGACACACACUUGGAAAGAUUAUACAGAGCAUUAAGGAUAUCGUAAAGAAAAUUGAAGAGACUUUAGUUGCUAUCAAACGAAUCGUCCUCAGUAUCCUUAAAGUAAUUAAAUCAGUAUAUAAUUGGCUUGGGAGUAUUGUUCAAAUGUGCAAUAAAAAACUUGGAACGCCUUAUGAAAGAUGUCGAAAAGUUUUUGAUGAUGCUGUAACUGAUUGUCAAGCUCAACUUGGUCCCCUCAGCUCUCUUUGUAAUGUUGCCACUGCUACUGAACAAUUGUGUUAUAUAGUCAAACCUCUGGAUUUCAUUUGCAUUCUGACAGCUGUACUUAGUGAUGUAAUUGUUGGAGCAGUGAGAAGAAAAAUAAAAAAAUUUACUAUGCAAAUGAAAACAAUGUUCUACGUUAAAGUAAACUUUGACCACUCAUUUCACUUUCAAACGAAUAAAAGUCAAAGUUAUGAGGAUGUCGCUAAAAAAAUUGUGUCUGAUAUUAAAGCCAAGACCAAUACUUUUUUGAUAAUAUUUGAUUGGAUGAGUUUUAUGAUGAGUUUCUUCUUUCUUUUUAUGGUUUUAAAAGUUCUUAACUAUCGUCGUAAAUGGUUAAUCAAAGAUCGUUUUGAUAACAAAUAUUUAACAAGUUAUUUUCUGGAUAUUGAUCUGGUUAGAACAAAACAAGAAAAAGAAACAGCAUUACCAUUAAAUAGAAGAGAAAGAAGAAAAUAUAUUUCUCUUACCUCCAUUAAGUUAAUUGGAAAUGAACGAACUCGAUUAAUGCGAUCGAUAGUUUUCCUUGGACUCACAUCAUUCAAGCUUUCUACUCAUAUGUUCAUAGAUUACAGCCUAUACUGGAUUUUAAGUACAAUUCGUUAUCAUGGAAGAUUUCAAACAAAAACUGAGCAAGUCAAUUCUGUGGGAGUUCAUGUUGCUGGUGAUGGAUAUCUUGCCCAGCUUUACAAGAGUAUUAUAAAAGCAUUCUCACCUUCUGAUAGUGACAGCGAGAUAGAUAGUCUGCCUUGUCUACCAGAUCCCAUGCCACCAGAUUAUGAUUUAUAUAUACGUAUCAUUACUCUUAUAGUGUUUUGCUGGAUCAUGGCUAUUUUUGAACCUUAUGGAUUGCGAUUACGUCAAAUUGUUAUGGGUUAUUAUUAUCCAGAGAGAGCAAAGCAACGUGCUGUUUGGUUAUAUAAUCAUAUUAUGAGGUCAAGAGGAAAUUUCUUGAAGUACGCAAGACGACAAUUGCGACGAAAAUACGGAAUAAUCGGUGAUAAAAGUAUUGAAAAAGUUACUUGCAAGGAACGGAUGUGGGCCACAUGUCCUAUUUUAAAUUUCUUUUUUCCGCUGCAUCAAAAGAUGUGCCUAUUAUGUGGUUCUGUUGAGAGAACUAGAGAUCCACCGCAUAUUAAAUGUCCUACUCCUGAUUGUGCUGGUCUUUUCUGUAUUUUAUGCUACGCUGAUCUACAAAACCUCUGUACAAUUUGUAAAGUACCUCUGGAAUAUGGAGAUUUGUCUGAUUUUAGUGAAGAAAAAGACUCAUCAGAAGACGAAUUUGCCAAACUUUCUUCGACAAUGGAACGGAAAAUAAAAUCAGACAAGACAAGAAUAAAGUCAAUUGAAAAGAAUCCGAACGAAAAGAAGCAAGAAGAGUUAGAGUACAGAGAAGAGAAUCUUGAUGAACUUAACGAACCUCUUGUGGCAAGUAAUACAACUUAUCUAGAUAUGAUUUAUGAUGGUUUAGAGUGGCUAACACAAUUUUUUUGGGACGAUGAAACUGAAAAUAAACAAGACAACGUACAAGUCUAUCAAGUAAUGCCUGAUGAAGAGAAAAGAUUACAAAAACAUAGUUCACUUUACAAAAAUGUUGGAGCUCAAACUCAACGUGAUGACGUUACUAUGCAAAUAUUUAAAGAAUUACCUAAACAAGAGGAAAAAGAUGAUGAUAUAAAUGAUAGUAGUGAUGAAAAUCCAACAUUUUGUUUCUUCAAAAGAGCUCAUAAAAAAUUGAGCUCAAGUAUUAAAAGAAAAUGUACAACGUGCUGGAGAAGAAAAUCUCCAUCAUAUUCUAACUUAUCUUCAUCAGCGGAUCAAGAAAAUGUUCAUAAAAGCUUAAAAGGAGUGUGGAGAUCAGAAAAAGUGAAAAGGAAACAGCGCGGUAAAAGGAAAGGCUUUAAAGAUGUUUUGAAUAAAUUUCCAUGGCCGAGGAAAAAAUUAAAGUAUAACAGCAAAGAAUUAAUUCAUCAUUCAUCAUCGUCUGAGCUCUUAAUUGAAGAGGGAAGGAACGAAAGUUUGUCAAAUAAAGAGAAAAAUAAACGAGAACGUGGUGGUGCAGAUAGAUAUCAAGUACAAGAUUCAUUUUUUAAAAGCUUAGAACACCAGACAAGAUGUUAUGAAAUUAAUGAAUGUAGUUCCUUGAACUUGUUACAACUAAAAACUAUUUCUGAUGACAAGACAAAAAGAUUAAUAAGAGUAGACAGUACAGAUAAUUUUGAAAUGGAUAGUGAUUCUUUUUGCAAGAGGUCUGAUAAAUAAUUCCUUGAAAAAUUUCAAUACAGAUCUAAUAAAGUUAAGCAAGAGUCAACGAAUCUCUUAUUUACGUCUAAAAUAUUCCAUUCACUAGUUGAUAGUGUUCUAUCAUCGACCUCACAACGAUUUAUUUUUCUUAAAUACUUCACACAAAAAUGA